CUUGCUCCAGCAGCAGGAGCAGCCUCAGCCACCAUCCUGUCAGUUACACCCACCAUUCAACAAGCAAGCCACUCUCCAGAUAUGCCCUGUAUGCAAGCCCAAUACAACCCUUCAGCCCCUUGCUCAAGUUAUGCUGCUCAAACUUCUUAUGCUUCAGAGUACAGUCCUGAGAUCAUGAACCCUGACUACGCAAAGCUGACCAUGGAAUUAAGUAGUGCUGAGAUCAGUGCCACUGCUACCACCUCUCUGCCCAGUUUCAGUACCUUUAUGGAAGGUUAUUCUGGGGGUUAUGAACUGAAGCCCUCCUGCCUAUACCAAAUGCAAUCUGUCUCCUCUUCUUCAUCACCUUCCUCUGCAAGCCAGAGACCCCUCAUCAAGAUAGAAGACAAUCGGAUGCACAGUUAUCACCCUUCACUUUCUCUAACGGUGGAUGAAAGCAUGCCCAGCACCUCCACGUACUUCAAGCAGUCCCCACCCUCUACACCUUCAGCCCCUGGGUUUACACCCCAACAGACCUGGGAUGAAUCACCCUCACAUUCUCUUUCACCAGCACAGACUUGCAUGGCCCCAUGCCACCUGGUAGACACUGCCUCUAUGAAAACCAUGCCUGGCCGCUUUCCACUUUUCCAUUUCAAGCAUUCACCACCCCAUAUACCUAUUGCAGGUGGCCACAUGUGCUAUGAUGCCACUGGUUUGAGCCUACCCAUCGGAUCAGAUAGGCCUAGUGCUAGUCAAGCAGCUAUGGAAAAUCAUCCAUAUGGGCACCCUAUGUCCAAGAGAGUAGCCUCUUUAGCUUUUACACCACUGGGCCUCAAUACAGCCACUUCCAACCUUCUAGGUGAGAGCAGCAGUAGCAGCAGCGGCCUUCCUUCUCCAUCUAGCAGAAGUUCUUCAGCAGGAGAAGGAACUUGUGCUGUGUGUGGGGACAAUGCGGCUUGCCAGCACUAUGGUGUUCGGACUUGUGAGGGAUGCAAAGGCUUCUUCAAGAGAACAGUUCAGAAAAAUGCAAAAUAUGUUUGCCUGGCCAAUAAAAACUGCCUAGUAGAUAAGCGUCGUCGGAACAGAUGUCAGUACUGCCGAUUUCAGAAGUGUCUCAGUGUUGGUAUGGUAAAAGAAGUUGUCCGUACUGACAGUUUGAAAGGAAGAAGAGGCCGGCUACCUUCAAAACCAAAGAGUCCUUUGCAGCAAGACCCUGUGCAGCCCUCCCCUCCAUCUCCUCCAAUCAGUAUGGUGAAUGCUCUUGCGCAAGCCCUAUCUGAUUCUGCACCCCAGGAACUUGAUUACUCCAGAUACUGUUCUACGGAACAAACUUCUGCAGGUACAGAUGCAGAGCAUGUACAACAAUUCUACGAUCUUCUCACUGCCUCCAUUGAAAUAUCUAGAGACUGGGCAGAAAAAAUCCCAGGAUUUACUGAUCUCCCUAAAGAAGAUCAAACUUUACUCAUAGAAUCAGCUUUUUUGGAACUUUUUAUAUUACGACUAUCCAUAAGAUCUGACAUUAGUGAAGACAAGCUUGUUUUCUGCAAAGGGCUUGUGCUUCAUCGACUUCAGUGCCUUCGUGGAUUUGGGGAGUGGCUUGACUCAAUUAAAGAUUUUUCUUUAAAUUUACAAAGCCUCAACCUUGACAUCCCAGCCUUAGCAUGUUUGUCAGCUCUAAGUAUGAUUACAGAGUGGUGAUUCAGAGAUGGCUGACAAUCUCUUUCACAGCUUGGAUGCAGCUCAACGUAAGAAGUGGGAACAAUAUACAGAAUCACUAAAUUUCAGCAAAUUCAGCAGGAGAUUAUUAAAGAAACUGGGUGGAGCUAGACAACCCACCUGACAAACACCCAAUGUAACUCUUGACCAAAUGGUCUCUCAAGUUGUAUUUCUCUCCAAAGCUCCAAGGGUGAAAGGACACUCCACUCUCAUCAAGAAAGCGCUUUCAACUUUUUGGCAAAAAGGCUGAAAGUUUUCUGAGUAUGCCAGUCCUUCUCUAUAAAGGAAAUUGAUGCUACCAUUGACAGUCUGAAAUGUGGUAAAGCACCAAACUUCAAUGGAAUUCAUCCAGAAUUCCUGGUAAACUCCAGGAGACACACACAGGAUUGGAUUGGUAAAUUCCUUUCAGACGUAGUUUCCAAUGGCUACCUCCCACCAGAAUUAAAAAAAAACUAAAAUAAUAUCACUUCUAAAAUUUGGCAAACCAGAAGACAGAGUUGAAAGCUACCACCAAUCCCUUUUGCUACAAACUCCUGGAACUAUUAAUUAUAAACAGAAUAGAUCCCAUAAUACAUGAACAUCUGCUGUAGAACAAGCUGACUUCUGACAAGACCAGUGUAGUGUAGACUAGUGCUAACUCUAGCAGCCAUAUUGAAGCAGGAUUACAAUGAUGUGCUUCCACCUUAACAACAAACCAGCUUAUGAAGCUCUGAAGGUUUAUUUAAACAACAACUUAUUCCCUGUGAUCCCCAUCUAAGGUACUUUGGAGUAACAUUGGACCGGACUCUCUCCUACAAGAAAAACCUAGGGAAUACAGUGGCAAGAAUCAAUAGUUGGAGCAAUGUACUCCAGAAAUUAUGUGGAACUAAAUGGGAAAUUUCAGCUGCCACCCUCAGGUCAUCAGCAUACUAGGGUUGAUCAUCUCAAAGGUGCUUUUUCAGGAGGCAAUCAAACUUUCUUAUUUUUUUCUUUUAAAGAAAAGUCUGCUUGCCUCCUGAAAAAGCACCUUUGGGACAACCAUGACCUGGAUGACUGAGAAUCUCUACUAGGGUUGGUCAACUGCACUGCAGAAUAUUAUGCUUCUGCGUGGCUUAGCAUACUAUGCUAUUAUGCACCAAACUCAACAACCCCAUAGUAUUAUAAGCAGAUGUAUUAAAACCAUUCCAACUUGCUGGCUUCCUGUCUUGAGCCAAAUAGCGCCACCAGCUUUAAAGCAGAUGCGCUAGUGAGAGAAUACAGAAAAAUUAUGAACAACAACUAAUGGUGGAUCCAACCUUCCUCAUUUAACUAAGGAAGAUUCAAAUCCAGGAAAUCCCCCCCUCCCGGCAUUUGCAAAACAUCAAUUCCAAGUGGAAAGCUAAAUGGGUCGCUGAACACUUAGGCAUAUAAAUGACACUCCCCCCCCCAAAAAAAAAGAUUCCAGGCUUUGAACUACCAUCUCAGCAAUGGAAAAUCUUGAAUAGGAUUCAUACCUACCAUCUUGUAGGCCUCUCUGUAUAAAUGAGGCAUAGUAUCAUCCCCUGAGUAUGAUUGCGGGGUCCCACAUCAAAUUGUAGAUCAUAUCAUGACCCGCUGUAAACUGAGGGCAUAUACCAAUCCAGUAUCUAAUUUUUAAAAAUAUAAAUAAUGCUGUGCUUUAGUGAUUAGAUGGCAUAGACAUUGGUAUUUGAACAUAGAUCUUUUUAACAUUUAUAUUUUAUUGUGUUUCGUGUUUUGCUAAUCUAGGUGAAAUAUUACUAUAUAUUGCUAGUCCAUAUAUGAUAUUUAAUAUGCUAAAUAAAUAAAUCAAAGAAAAUGACUGUGAAUUCAUUUUCUGAUAUCAUAGAAUCAUAGGGUAGAAAAGGCUUGGAGGUCUUCUAAGUCAAGCCCCUGCCCAAUGCUGGAGACCUUAUACCUGUGAUGGCAAACCUAUGGCACACAUGCCACAGGUGGCAUGCGGAGUCAUUUGUUAGGGCAUGCUAGGCGUUGCCCUAUCAGAUCCAGUGCACAUGCAUGCCCUGAAGCCUUCGGGGGCGAAAAACAACCCAACGCACAAACCUGAAGUUCAGGAAUGGACUUCCAGUUUGCACCUUGGGCCGUUUUUUCCCCUCUUAAGACUAUAGCAAACAAAGCAACAUCUCAUUUAAAAUGCAUCUGGGAAAUAUAGCUCUGUGA
Molecule: messenger RNA, 3849 nt
Organism: Thamnophis elegans (Western terrestrial garter snake)
Lineage: Eukaryota; Metazoa; Chordata; Lepidosauria; Squamata; Natricidae
Gene: NR4A3
Product: nuclear receptor subfamily 4 group A member 3
Exons: 7
Coding region: 82-1677 (531 amino acids)
Biological process (GO): cellular response to corticotropin-releasing hormone stimulus; regulation of transcription by RNA polymerase II
Cellular component (GO): nucleus; transcription regulator complex
Molecular function (GO): RNA polymerase II cis-regulatory region sequence-specific DNA binding; nuclear receptor activity; zinc ion binding
Source: RefSeq, a predicted model, not a curated record